Diatraea saccharalis (sugarcane borer) is the source of this 876-nucleotide messenger RNA. The record is from the annotation of a GenBank genome assembly. NCBI's taxonomy places the organism in Eukaryota, Metazoa, Arthropoda, Insecta, Lepidoptera, Crambidae.
AUGUCAAUGAACGGAAAAGACGAACCAGUAGUUCCACCCUCGUCACUAAUAAGGCGCGUAAGUUCACGUUCCAUUCGAAAUUCAAUUUCGGAAGAGAAAGAAAAUGGCGUCGAUAAUGUCAACUCAGUAAAAUCGUUCGUAAGCAAAUACAAAACAGCGCCAGAAGCACUGAAGAAUUUCCACUUGGCUGAUGCUGAAAGCGAACUUGAGGUACCUGGAACACCAAUGACACCAAGAACAUCUACCACACCUGGUCACGAGAACUGCACCUUCCACCAUGACCUGGAGCUGGACCACAGACCGCCUACCAGGGAGGCGUUGCUGCCCGAUAUGGCCAGCUCCUACAGACUUCUACUCACAGGUUUAGGUGAAGAUCCAGAGCGACAGGGCUUAUUGAAGACUCCAGAACGUGCUGCUAAAGCUAUGCUUUUCUUCACUAAGGGUUACGAUCAGAGCUUAGAAGAGGUCCUAAACAAUGCCAUCUUCGAUGAAGACACCGAUGAAAUGGUUGUAGUGAAGGAUAUUGAAAUGUUCUCUAUGUGCGAGCAUCAUCUGGUGCCGUUCUAUGGGAAAGUUUCCAUUGGAUAUUUGCCACAAGGCAAGAUCUUGGGGCUCAGCAAGUUGGCAAGAAUCGUGGAGAUUUUCUCACGUCGUCUACAAGUACAAGAGCGUCUCACCAAACAGAUCGCUGUAGCGGUGACGCAGGCCGUCAGACCUGCAGGAGUCGCCGUCGUCAUAGAAGGAGUACAUAUGUGUAUGGUGAUGAGAGGAGUACAGAAGAUAAACAGCAAGACUGUUACUUCCACCAUGCUCGGAGUGUUCCGCGACGAUCCCAAGACGAGGGAGGAAUUCCUCAACCUGGUCCACACCAAGUGA